Messenger RNA from Acanthosepion pharaonis, 1332 nucleotides. The record is from the annotation of a GenBank genome assembly. Lineage: Eukaryota; Metazoa; Mollusca; Cephalopoda; Sepiida; Sepiidae.
AUGACGGCAGCAGUGACGUCGACACCCAUGCAAGUUUCUUCUCUACAACUGCCUCUUUCGCUGGCCGCACUGCCAUUGCCAACAACGUCAUCAACGACUUCAUCUUCUUCGCCCUCGUCGGCAUCCUCGUCUCCUUCUUCUACUUCUUCAUCUUCCCCAACGACAACUUCUGCUAUCACUUCCACGGCACCCUGUUCUACUUCUCAAGCAUCAACUACUCCUGCUUCGUCGGCAGUGCACCACCAUUCAUCCCUACAUCCUGCCCCGACACCUCUGCUCGCGUCUUCAGCCUCACACGGUCACAUCCGGCGCAGGUUCGCUCUCCAUCACACUACCAGCCGGCUGCAACAACAUCACGAACCUAGCAACUGCAACGACUCACCAAACAAUUACGACGAAGAGACGGACAACAAAUCGCCGUCGUCUCCAACAUCCCCACCAAUGUCACCAACACAACACCACCACCAACAUCUCCAUCAUCACCACCUACAACAAAUACAACAGUUACAACAGCAGCAAUUAUGUUCCAUAGUUCGGACAUCUCCGUCUUCGACGACGCCAAUCAGUAUACCAAACCCUAACACUCCGAGAUCUUCUCCACCAGCUCUUGGAGCCACAAAUCUUUCAAAUAAUACCAAUAACAGCAACACUUCAAACAACAAUUCUAGUCAACAACAACAACAACAACAACCACAACAACAACGAAGCCAAACGACUUCUUUCUCGGUGGCUGAUAUUCUUGACCCCACCAAAUUUACAGGCACGUCUUCGUGCAUCAAAACCAGAGUUUGGCAUCCUUGGGUGGACACUUCCUCUACGGACAGCACUGACUUAUCGGAAAAGGCCAGCGAUACGGCGGUUUUGCGAACAGAAAAAUAUCUAUCUAUCUAUCUAUCUAUCUAUCUAUCUAUCUAUCUAUCUAUCUAUCUAUCUAUGAUUUAUCAACGAAUCAUAUCCAAUAAAUUUUCUUAUAUAUUUACUAUCUAUCUAUCUAUCUAUCUAUCUAUCUAUCUAUCUAUCUAUCUCAAAAAUAUUUUAAAAUUUCUCACUCUCUCUGACUUUUCUCUCUCUCUCUCUCUCUCUCUCUCUCUCUCUAUCUAUCAUAAACUUACUAAAAUAGCAAACAAACACACAUCAUAUGGGGUUGGUGUAGAAAAGUUUUCGUUCCAACUCAUUUCACAAAUUCAUUUAUUAAGGAAUCCCUUGUUUCUCAGACUAUCUAUCUAUCUAUCUAUCUAUCUAUCUAUCUAUCUAUCUAUCUAUCUAUCUAUCUAUUUAUCUAUCUAUCUAUCUAUCUAUCUAUCUAUCUAUCUAUCUAUAUUUAAAUAUUAA